Cannabis sativa is the source of this 1408-nucleotide messenger RNA. RefSeq names its product 2-oxoglutarate-dependent dioxygenase 19. NCBI's taxonomy places the organism in Eukaryota, Viridiplantae, Streptophyta, Magnoliopsida, Rosales, Cannabaceae. The record is from RefSeq and is a predicted model, not a curated record. The transcript has 4 exons. The coding region runs from base 136 to 1161 and encodes 341 amino acids.
AUUUAUCUUAUCUAGCCUAUAUAAAUUGUAACUUGCUGAAUGAUUAAGUUUAUGCUCACAUUUCUCUUUAGAGUUCUCUUCCUCUCUUCCUCUCUCACUAAUCUAUAAACUUAUUAAUUAAGUUUUAAUUUAAAUAUGGAUGCAAUUUCUUCAAUUACAUCUAAAUAUGAAUUUGCUGUGAAACCGAGUCCCGAUGAAGAAGUAGUAGACUCUAACGAUUCUGAAUAUUCAAUCCCCACUAUUGAUAUCUCGCUUCUAACAUCUGACAAUCUUGAUCAACGCUCGAAAAUCCUCCACGAGCUUCACAAAGCUUGUGAGGAAUGGGGUUUCUUCUCGUUGAUCAAUCAUGGUAUUUCGGAUAUUGUGAUGAAGAAAAUGGUGGAAGCCAUUGAGAAAUUUUUCAACAUGAGUGAAGAGGAGAAGAAAGAGUUUGAAGGGUGUAAAGAUGUGUUGGAACCUAUAAGUUGUGGAAGUAAUUUUAAUUGCAACACAAUGGGAAAACAAUUUCUUCUUUGGAGGGAAACUAUUAGGCUCAUUGUUCAUCCUCAAUUUCAUUCUCCCUAUAAACCACUUGGAUUCAGUGAGGCUGCAGAGGAGUAUUGUAAGAGAACAAGAGAAGUAUGUGGUGUGUUAAUGAGGGGAAUAUCAGAGACAUUAGGGUUGGAAUCAAAUUGCUUAGAAAAGGCUACAAAUUGGGAUGAAGGGUUUGAAUUAUUGUGUGGAAACAAGUAUCCACCUUGUCCAAAUCCAGACCAAGUUAUUGGUCUCCCACCUCACACUGAUCCAACCAUUAUGAAUUUCCUUACCCAAAACGACGUCGUUGGCCUUCAAAUAUUUCGUCAAGGAAAAUGGAUUCAUUUCAAAGCUAUUCCCAAUACCAUUAUUGUUAGCCUUGGUGAUCAAAUGCAGAUCCUAACAAAUGAGUUGUACAAGAGUGUAAAGCAUAGAGCAGUGGUGAAUAACAAGAGUACAAGAAUAUCAAUAGUGUCUGCAUAUGGACCAAGAUUGGAGUCAAAGGUUGUACCAAUACCAGAAUUGUUAGAAGCAAAAGGUCAAAACUCAGCUUAUGGACCACCAAUUCCAUACAAGGAUUACUUGGCACUUUUACGAAGCUCCCAUGCCUCCCUCAAAUCCCCUCUCCACAUAAUAAGAUUGAAAUAAUAAUAACAUUCCAUCAUUACUACUAAUACCUUAAAUAUUGCUUCUCUUUAAUUACAUAUAUAUGUUGUUUCUUAUGAUUUUGUGUAAAAUAAUUAUUGUCCAAAUAUUACUAUAUUAUAAAGUAGUCGCUACUACUACUGCAUUUACGAAAAAAAGUGUUUUAGGGACGAUAAUAUUAGGAGCGACUAAAAAAAGUCACCGCUAAAUUUAAUAACCUGUUAUUAUUAGUGGUUGUUAUCGCUAAAAA